AUGAAUCACCCCGAAAACCGACGAGAAGACGAUUCUGAAUAUGAAUACGACGACACUGAGACAGAGACCUUCUUCGUGGAUAUUGAUCUCUCCUCCUUGAACGCUAACAUCAAGUCCAACCUCCCCGUACCUCCCAAGCCUGUGCCACCGGCCAAGCGAAAAAUAUCCAAUCCUGACCCUGACACGCCUGCUGGUCCGGAUGAGCCCGGUCCUGAUGCUGCUGUAGAAUCCGGCGCAGAAGACGCGCAGGGCUUGACGCAGAAACAACCACACGACACACCUCCCCGGAAUGGAGAAGACGAUGAGAAUGCACACCUGCCCGCUCCGUCACGUGUGCAGAUUCUCGAUCUAGACACGGUCAACCCUAUCAUCUCCUAUCGAGGUCAGGUGUAUAGCUGCAUGUGGACCGAUAUGGUCGGUACAAACAUGUUCUUCACUCAUCCGGGGGUGUUGGAUGCUGCCGAGGUUCUCCAAUCAACAGACGACUACGACCUGAUCAGCAUGUCUCGCAUUAAGCUGGUCAGCCAGGCUGCCAAAAUGUUGAAGAAGGAGAAGCCCACGAAAGAAGCGGGGAUUGAUGAUCAGAUUACCAAUGACCAGGCGGGUGGGAGUAACGAGACUCCUGAAGCUCGAAGUGCCGAAGACCAGAUGAGAAAACAGGCCUCGUUCCUGGAAAAGCUGACGGAAAUCAAACGACAGCGCGGUGAAACCGAUGCUGUUCGCACAUUCGUGGAUGAAAGGACGGCAUCGGUUGACCUGGCACUGGUACAUGAAUCACAUCGUGACGAAAUCCAAGACUUGAAUGCGAAAGUGGUUGGGGGAGAUGCAGACGCUCUCGCGAGGUUGCAAGAAAUCUAUUCUCAAUCUGAUGGCAGGCCCACUCAGAUACGAGAGUCUUCUGAGAGACCUCCAGAGGCCCACAAUGAGGCCAAUAUAACUAUGUAA
Molecule: messenger RNA, 945 nt
Organism: Cladophialophora psammophila CBS 110553
Lineage: Eukaryota; Fungi; Ascomycota; Eurotiomycetes; Chaetothyriales; Herpotrichiellaceae
Exons: 2
Coding region: 1-945 (314 amino acids)
Source: RefSeq, a predicted model, not a curated record